This is a messenger RNA of Rhizoctonia solani, 1689 nucleotides long. Its product is annotated as Guanine nucleotide exchange factor synembryn protein. Gene Ontology annotation, biological process: G protein-coupled receptor signaling pathway. Lineage: Eukaryota; Fungi; Basidiomycota; Agaricomycetes; Cantharellales; Ceratobasidiaceae. Gene Ontology annotation, molecular function: guanyl-nucleotide exchange factor activity; G-protein alpha-subunit binding. The transcript has 9 exons. Gene Ontology annotation, cellular component: cytoplasm. The record is from RefSeq and is a predicted model, not a curated record. Bases 1 to 1689 code for a protein of 562 amino acids.
AUGUCCCUCCUCACCGACUAUCGUGCCUCUGCCUCGCCUACUGUUCUCGCCAAUAUCACCAAUGCAUCUAUAGGGGCAUUCAACGACCAGGACAGAGCAAUACUCAUCCAGCUCAUUAUUGAUGAUGUAGUUGCUGCCCGGAACGGACAGGGCAGGAUUGCGUCGAAAGAUAUCGCACUUGCUCUCGGGGCUAUCAAGUCUCUUGGUAGGCUUGAAUCUGGCUCACGCGUCGUCGCUUCUGAAAAGAACUUGAGCCACUUUCUGGACAUUGCCAAAGACCUUUCCUCCAAUGCUGAGGCUUCUAAACAAGCCAUGCGGUGUAUUGCCAAUGCUAUCUUGCUUGUUCCUGCUGGUCGGGAAACGCUCGUUGACUUGGAUGGGGACGAGUUUUGCACGAGGGUUUAUAUUAACGAAGCGUCAUCUCCCGAAUUCAUCUUUUUGGCAUCUCGACUGUUAUUCUUUAUGGCUCAUACCGAUGGGUCAUUCAUCUCUCGCGUUGUGCGACAACACCGUUUGCCCAACCUCUUGGCCCAACAAAUUGAAAGUCUAGGCCAAUCCGACGCUCCAUUUGCCAAAGAUGCCCUUACAGACAUUUUGAAGCUUCAUUUCUCUGCCGUUGCCAAGUAUUCCAGAUUAGUUGGUCAUGAAUCCGGACCAGGACUAGUAUUAGGAGAGUACUGGGACGAUGUUUUCGAACCCACGGCGUCCCCACUUAUCAAACUUUUACAUACCCUUUCUUCCUCACCGUCUAACCCUAUUACAGGGAAUCUGACUUACGCAAUCCAUGCGCUUCUUAACGUCCCCGUCGCUCCUUUUGCCCAUCUUUGGUUCCCGCAAUCUCCUAAACCCAGUCGGUCGAGCUCCAGUGGUACGCAAUCGCCUAGACCCAGUUUGGACAAGAAUGGAUCACCGUUAGAAGCACACGGAAGUGGAAGUGGGAGCGGAAAUGGAAGUCCACUGUCCCGUGCAUUGAAUCUACUCAACCGCAGGUCUUCGCCUGGCCGAAAGUCCCCACCGCUGCCGACGGGAGAUUCCGCUAUUCGCGCACUUUCCAUUCUUCAGAACCUUCUCGCCUUGCACCUUCCCGGCAACUGUGACCCUGACGAUGCGGGCGUGAGGGCAGCCGCAAAAUCCAAAGGCGUGUCGUUAGACGAGGUGGGAGCGCCGAUCGCUGCUCUUGUGACGAGACUUGCUGCUGGUGAUGAUGGUGCGAGGACGAGAAUGGCCGCUGUUGUUUUGCCGCCUGAUAUGGAUCGUUCGUCUCCCCUUGAGAAAAAGGAUGAUUUCCUGGGGAGGUGUAUAAGGCUCAUGACUUCCGUCUACUAUCCUACACUAAAGGACGCAAUUGGAGAGUUGCUGUUUGUACUUUGCGGUUCAGACGGCCAAGCGCUCUCAGCAGCAAUUGGGUACGGCAACGCAGCUGGGCACCUGUACAACAAGGGAAUUAUGGCUCCUCCCCCUGCUUCGAGUGGUGGUGAUGAUAUCAACCCUAUUACCGGUACACGCGAAGCCCCCUCUGGUCCCUCUCUUUCCGAAAUGACAGACGAGGAGAAACAGCGCGAAGCUGAGAAGCUAUUCGUUCUGUUUGAUAGGAUGGAGCGUAUGGGUAUGGCCAAGAAUCCGAUUAGGGAGGCCUUCCAGAGCGGAAAGUUUGAGAAUUUACCGAAAAAGGGCGACGAUAGCGAUUAG